This is a messenger RNA of Spinacia oleracea (spinach), 732 nucleotides long. RefSeq names its product mitochondrial pyruvate carrier 1-like. The record is from RefSeq and is a predicted model, not a curated record. NCBI's taxonomy places the organism in Eukaryota, Viridiplantae, Streptophyta, Magnoliopsida, Caryophyllales, Amaranthaceae. The transcript has 5 exons. Gene Ontology annotation, cellular component: mitochondrial inner membrane. Bases 140 to 466 code for a protein of 108 amino acids. Gene Ontology annotation, biological process: pyruvate import into mitochondria.
UAAAAAAAAACCGAAAAAAAUAAAUCAGUUCCUUCACUUUCUAUCAGCACUGCAUUUGCUGUUCCAAACGCAAGUCGCCAUCCCUCCCUAGAACCAGUCCCCAGAAUCCCCACCUUAAUCAACUAACUCAAGGUGAAACAUGGCUUCUACAUUCCGUGCGUUUUUUAACAGCCCUGUUGGCCCUAAAACAACCCAUUUCUGGGGGCCUGUUGCAAAUUGGGGAUUUGUUGCCGCUGGGCUUGUGGACAUGAAUAAACCUCCCGAAAAGAUAUCAGGCAACAUGACUGCUGCAAUGUGUGUUUACUCUGCGUUAUUCAUGAGGUUUGCAUGGAUGGUACAGCCUCGCAACUAUCUACUUCUUGCAUGUCAUGCUUCAAAUGAAACAGUGCAGCUAUAUCAAUUUUCCCGGUGGGCGAGGGCUAAUGGGUACUUGUCACCAAAGAAAGAGGAAAGUACAACGCAGUGAAUUCGCAUUUCCUUAGAUUUCUUUUAUGACAUCUUGUGAGAGCAGUAGAAAAAUUCAUUUGUAUACUACCUAAAAGCAAAGAUGAGGUGCUUCCUCCUGGAGUUUGUUAUUCAGUCCAGUUGUUUGUGUUCUCUUUCUCGUCGUUUGCUAUUCUUUUUGGAUGGAAACAUAAUGUAGCAUUUGACUCUUGCAACCAUACCAUUAUCAGAUUCAUCACCCCAGUGAUAACUCUUAUAAAAGGUCAGGAGAAGUCCUGUAGUUGAAUA